ACCUUUAUUGACAUUUAGCUCAGGCUCAUUAUACGUACCAUUGUGUCAGCCAUUGCAAGAUCAAAUAAUGUAACCUGGACUUUGACAUUAGGUGACACAAACAAGUUACUUGUGAGGAAGCAAAAUUAUGGCGGCUGCACCAUCAACUUUGAGGGAACAAAUCUGUGAGGAACUGCCCUGCAGCAUCUGCCUGGAGCUGUUCACCAGGCCCAAGGUGCUGCCCUGUCAGCACACCUUCUGUCAGGACUGUCUACAGGACCAUGCAGGGAGGGGAGGGGCCAUCCAGUGUCCAAUCUGUCGUCAGCAGGUAAGGCUGCCACCCCAGGGGGUCGCAGGUUUGCCUGACAACCACCUGGUUACAAACCUUUGUGAGAGAGUUUCAGGAGUGACACUUGGUGACUACCCCCAAACUGGAAGUACGUGCAGUUCUCAUCCUUCAAUGACCCUCAAGGUGUACUGUAAACAAUGUCAAAUACCAGUCUGUGACCAGUGUUUAGAAGAAGUUCAUGACGGCCAUGCCACAACAGCCAUCAAGAAAGCAGCACGGGACAGAAAAACUACAGUCCAGGCCUUGAUCACUGAAGGGAGGAACAUUGUGGAGGGUUACUGCAGUUUUCUUAAAGGCCUGAGGGAAAGAGAGAAAACUCUGAAUGAAGAGAAACAGAAGACAGACAAGAGCAUCAUACAGGCCUACAACCAAACCCUGGAAAAACUCACUAAGACUCUGGGAGAGAGAAAAGAUUGCCUCUUAUCCAAAUCAGAGAAUAACCACCAAAGAAACUUGAAGGGAAUACAAAAUGAAAGGGACAGAGUCUUAGCAGAUGUCAACGAACUAUCUGGUGCUUGUGAUCAAGCAGAGCAAGACAUGGAGAAGAGAGAUGUUGAGUUUCUUUGCCAGGACACCAGUCUGACACAUGUGGUUGAAAAAUACAAGCUGAAAGCAGCCCCAAUUCCUGUACAAACCCAGCCUGCUGUGCAUGUCUUUCAACCCACGUCGGACACCUCAGUGCCAGGACUGGGACAUGUGAUGGUGCAGUCUCUCCCAUCUUCAAAAGUUUCAGCAGCACCUAGGCCCAAAGGUCAACUCCAUGGUAACCAAAUGCAAGGGAGCCAUCAAAGUCAGAAAGUGACAUUUGGUAAAGAGGGGUCAGAAAAAGAACACUUCAAUGACCCAGUUGGUGUUGCAGUAUCAGACAAAGAUAGCAUAUUUGUAGCAGAUAGUAGGAACAAGAGAAUCCAAGUCUUCAACAUGUGGGGAACAUUUGUCUACCAGUUCCCAACAGUUGUGUCAGGUAAGAAAAUGAUGGACCCACAAGAUGUGGCCUCGGACAGGGAAGGGAACCUGUGGGUGGUGGGGAAGACUGAGUCUACUGGCUUUGCUGUGCAGUACUCUACAGAGGGCAAGGCACAGGGAAAGUUUGAGCUACAGAAGGAAGGUUGGGGCAGAGGAGUUGCCGUGGACACCAGGAGGAACCACAUCCUCAUCACACAAACCACAGGGAAAGAGAACAACAGGCGUGGUGAAGUGUUAGUGUAUAAGCCAGAUGGUCCAACUGCACAAAAGUUCCAAUUAUUCUGUACUAUAAGCCUACAUGAGAUGAAGUUUCCAAGGUACAUCAGUGUGGGCAAGGAAGGAAACAUUCUUGUGUCCGACCAUGAUAAUCACUGUGUCUAUGUAUUCAAUGACACUGGACAGCUUCUGUUCAAGUUUGGAGGUGAGGGAAGUGGAGAGGGUCAGCUGCAGGGUCCCUCUGGCAUCUGCAUUACCUGGGAAGGUAACAUCGUUGUGGCAGACACUGUUAACGGCCGUUUGGAGCUGUUUAGUAGCACAGGCAAAUUUCUCAGGCACAUUGCGAAGGACAUGAUGCGUCCACUUGCUGUUGCCAUGACUUCAUUGAAACAACUGGUGGUGACAGAUGAUAUAGAAUGUACAGUUACCAUAUUUCACAAAUACUAA
Messenger RNA from Branchiostoma belcheri (Belcher's lancelet), 1957 nucleotides. Its product is annotated as tripartite motif-containing protein 3-like. Bases 128 to 1957 code for a protein of 609 amino acids. Gene Ontology annotation, biological process: protein polyubiquitination; proteasome-mediated ubiquitin-dependent protein catabolic process; negative regulation of translation. Gene Ontology annotation, molecular function: zinc ion binding; protein binding; translation repressor activity. The record is from RefSeq and is a predicted model, not a curated record. The transcript has a single exon. NCBI's taxonomy places the organism in Eukaryota, Metazoa, Chordata, Leptocardii, Amphioxiformes, Branchiostomatidae.